GUUCGCGUGGCGGGCGAGAGAGGGAGCCUUGGCCAAAAGGGUUCGGGGAGGGAAGAGUAGGUUGAGCAGCCCCUGGAGAACCCCCGCAGACAGGUCCCGGGAGGUCUUCAGGGAGGAGCCCCGUGCUUCUGCCCACCCCCAGGUAGUGGGGGUGCUUGCUCCCGGGAAAGCCUUUUCCUCCCCGCCCCGGGGGGUUUCACAAACGAAACUGCCUCGUUCUUGUUUCAGAGCAGUUUUUCUGUGCUGUCCCUGAGCCGAGCCGUCUGUCAGUCGGACCCGGGUUGCCCUCUCUAUUUCCCCGGCUGUCAACAGAAAGUCCGAACUCAGGGCUAAUUGAUGAGAGCUAAUUGAUGAGAACACGCCUGAGGGGCUUGGGGAUCUGCUCUGGGAAACCGAGCCUCAUUAGAAGUCCCGGGUCGCGGCUGAUCCAAGGGAGGGAAUAGUACCGUUGGGCUUUGUUCAGGUUGGAAAGCAUGCACACAACAGGCAUCUGCUCGAGUUUGGAAACGCAUUUUUAUCUUACCAUUUAUAAAUAAUUUGUUGAGAGAAAGGUGAUCUGGUGGGUGAGAUCCUUGGAAACCUAUAUUAUAAUAGGAACAGUUGAAAAAACUGUGAAGAAGAGAGUUGAGAAGCAAAAAGCAAUUGUUUUCAGGGAUUGGAAGGCUGCUAUGAAGAAAAGUCCCAUCUCUAGUGAGGCUGUUUCUGGAAUCUGUGUGAUGACCAAGGUUUUGGGCAUGGCUGCAGUUCAGGGCUCUCGGCCUCCACGGGAGAGGGGGCGUGUGGUGGUUAAAGAUGAGGACGAAGAGGAAGGGCAGAGCUUGCCCGACCUGGAGGUGUUCCGCCAGCGCUUCCGGCAGUUUGGCUACCAUGACACACCGGGUCCCCGGGAGGCCCUGAGCCAGCUCCGGGUGCUCUGCUGCGAGUGGCUGAGGCCCGAGAUCCACACCAAGGAGCAGAUCCUGGAGCUGCUGGUGCUGGAGCAGUUCCUGACCAUCCUGCCCCAGGAGCUCCAGGCCUGGGUGCAGGAGCACUGCCCACAGAGCGCUGAAGAGGCCGUCACUCUCCUAGAAGAUCUGGAGCAAGAACUGGACGAGCCAGGACAGCAGGUCUCAUCUCCUCCAAAUGAACAGCAGCAGGUGUGGGAGAAGAGGUCCUCUUCAGAAACAGCAAAGUUUCCAAGCAGCACGCAGCCCCAGUCUGUGGACACCAGUCACAAAUGUGAAGGUUGGGAGCCCUUAUACAUCCAGGAGACUGGGGAAGAGCAGGAUUUCACUCCAGAGCUGAGAAAGAGUCAAGAUCAUAACUCGAACACCCAGAAUGAGCAGAAAAGUUCUGAAGAAUCUCAGGAACUCAAAAGGGAUGUUAUUCCCAUGAUUACUGCCAGUAAAUGUGAGGCCAGGUUAGAAAGGCAAUGGGUAAACCUUGAAAAGGAAAGAGGAGCAAAAACUCCUGUCCUAGACAAAGGUUCCAAGAAAGGCAGAGAAUUGAUUCCCGCUAAACCUGCCCCAGGGGAGAGGCGUUACAUAUGUGCCGAGUGUGGAAAAGCCUUUAGCAAUAGCUCAAAUCUUACCAAACACCGGCGAACACACACUGGGGAGAAACCCUAUGUCUGCACCAAAUGUGGGAAGGCUUUCAGCCACAGUUCAAACCUCACCCUUCAUUACAGAACACACUUGGUGGACCGACCCUACGACUGUAAGUGUGGGAAAGCCUUUGGUCAGAGCUCAGACCUCCUUAAACAUCAGCGAAUGCACACCGAAGAGGCGCCGUACCAGUGUAAAGAUUGCGGAAAAGCUUUCAGCGGGAAAGGCAGCCUCAUCCGACACUAUCGGAUACACACUGGGGAGAAACCUUACCAGUGUAAUGAGUGUGGGAAGAGCUUUAGUCAGCACGCGGGUCUUAGUUCUCACCAGAGGCUCCACACUGGAGAGAAGCCAUAUAAAUGUAAGGAGUGUGGGAAAGCUUUCAACCACAGCUCAAACUUUAAUAAACACCAUAGAAUCCAUACGGGGGAGAAGCCCUAUUGGUGUAAUCACUGUGGAAAAACCUUCUGUAGUAAGUCAAAUCUUUCCAAACAUCAGAGAGUCCACACUGGGGAGGGAGAAAGAAGUAAGAAAUACAGUGAUUUUGGGAACAGCUUCACUGUGAGUUCUAACCUUAUUUCACACCAGAGACUUCCUGUGGGAGACAGACCCCAUAAGUGUGAUGAAUGUAGCAAGAGCUUUAAUCGAACUUCAGACCUUAUUCAGCAUCAGAGAAUCCACACUGGGGAGAAGCCCUAUGAGUGUAGCGAGUGUGGGAAGGCCUUCAGCCAGAGCUCCCAUCUUAUUCAGCACCAGAGGAUCCACACUGGAGAGAAACCUUAUGAAUGUAACGAUUGUGGGAAGACGUUCAGCUGCAGCUCUGCCCUCAUUCUGCAUCGGAGGAUCCACACCGGGGAGAAGCCCUAUGAAUGUAACGAAUGUGGGAAAACCUUUAGCUGGAGCUCUACCCUGACUCAUCACCAGAGAAUCCACACUGGAGAGAAACCGUAUGCUUGUAACGAAUGUGGGAAGGCCUUCAGUAGGAGCUCCACCCUCAUCCAUCACCAGAGAAUCCACACUGGAGAGAAGCCCUAUGAAUGUAACGAGUGUGGGAAGGCCUUCAGCCAGAGCUCCCACCUCUAUCAGCACCAGAGAAUCCACACUGGAGAGAAGCCCUAUGAAUGUAUGGAAUGUGGAGGAAAGUUUACCUACAGUUCAGGCCUUAUUCAGCAUCAAAGAAUCCACACGGGGGAGAAUCCCUAUGAAUGUAGCGAGUGUGGGAAAGCCUUUAGGUAUAGCUCAGCUCUUGUUCGCCAUCAGAGAAUUCACACUGGAGAGAAGCCUUUGAAUGUAAUGGGAAUGAGCAAAAGUUCGCUCAGAGUCCCUGCUGAACUAAAUCUCAGAGAGUCUACCUGAGGGAGAGCCACACGCCUGUUUCCCUCGCUUCCUCUGAGUCUAAAGCGCUCCUGCCUUACUGUAUAAGUACGAACAUCUUAGACCGUGUCCCUUCCGACUUAAACCCUUCACUUUAGAGGACGGGGCAAAUUGGGGAAGUCAUGCUGGCACACCCUCGUGGCAAGCCACCCGGUCAGUUUCCCCAGGAAUGACCCAGGAGGCCGGCGGCAGGUUAAGUGCUGGGAAUACGAGGGAAGCUCUGGGACCAGUCACCUUCCAUUUUGGAAGGGAGUUUGCACUAGACCAUUUCUCUCACACCAGAGGAGCCUUUCUUUCCAAGGUGGGGAAUGGAAGCACAGUAGGAAUAAAAUUCCAAGGAUUCCUCUAGCUGGAGUCGGUAUAGUCCGCGCAGAAGGCAAUGGAAGGAAUGUUGGGAGUCCUGCUAUUAGCUAAGAAGGGGACAUGGCGGCUGUGUUUCAAAGCCACUGUUCCUCAUCCAGCUUUAAGUUUUUAUAAGGAAUGUGCUAUUUGUUGUUGUUGUUGUUGUUCCAUGACUUCAUUAAUUAUGGAAAUUUGGUGCUGAGGGAUUUAUUAUUUUAUUGGGGGGGACCCCACGACGUUUUCUGUGAUAACUGUAUUUUGGGGGGCUCGUGGAGCAGCAAGCCCGUUUCCAAGAGCAGCGAGGCAGUUUUGUUGGAGAACUUGUCCUUCCCUAUUGUGAUAGGUCUGAUUGGGAAAUCCAUCUGAUAAUCAGGAAGUCUCACAGGGAGAGGAUCAAAAGCAUUGAGCAUUGGCCUGCUUCCUAUCCUGUCUCCCUGUUCUCUCCCCACUCCUGCGUUGAAAAGUGAUUUAAUCCAAACCCCCAGUUGCUAAGAAUAGAAUGCUUUUAAGGAGCCCAUUCAGCCAGCUUGCCCUGCUGUCACCUAUGACCUGUGAUCUCUGGCCCCAGCAGCCAGACCUCUUGUGACCCCACCUCUGACUUCAGCGGCCAAGUAUGAAUGCAGAGAAAGAGCAAAGCCCAGAGAAGGGAGUCUCUGGCUUGACCUGGGCGCCGGGCUCCUGCUGGGUUAGGGUGGAGCUCCUGAGUUUUCCCAGCUGAAGGGACGGUCCUGCGUUACAUUUCCCAGCCCUGCUCCUGUAGCAUAAAUGACGUGCACUAUUAAACAGAGUAGUUUUUUAGAAGGAGAGAUUGCGUGUGUUUCUGUGCAGGAGCCAAAUUUCUUUCAAUUAAAAUAGGAAA
Molecule: messenger RNA, 4158 nt
Organism: Ailuropoda melanoleuca (giant panda)
Lineage: Eukaryota; Metazoa; Chordata; Mammalia; Carnivora; Ursidae
Product: zinc finger protein 3
Exons: 5
Coding region: 669-2939 (756 amino acids)
Biological process (GO): regulation of transcription by RNA polymerase II
Cellular component (GO): nucleus
Molecular function (GO): RNA polymerase II cis-regulatory region sequence-specific DNA binding; DNA-binding transcription activator activity, RNA polymerase II-specific
Source: RefSeq, a predicted model, not a curated record